Fusarium fujikuroi IMI 58289 is the source of this 957-nucleotide messenger RNA. RefSeq names its product related to aliphatic nitrilase. Gene Ontology annotation, molecular function: catalytic activity. The record is from RefSeq and is a predicted model, not a curated record. Lineage: Eukaryota; Fungi; Ascomycota; Sordariomycetes; Hypocreales; Nectriaceae. Bases 1 to 957 code for a protein of 318 amino acids. The transcript has a single exon.
AUGGACGCCGACCCUACACCAAACCCUUCCAACGACAAGCAACACAAAGUCCGCAUCUACGUCGUCCAGCGAUGCCCCCGUCUCUUAGACCUCGAACACGGCGUCCAAACAGCGAUUGAAGAGAUUGCGGCAGCAGCAAAGGCUGGAGCAAACCUCAUUACCUUCCCCGAAACAUGGCUGACGGGAUAUCCUGCGUGGGUAUUCGGCAUGGCGAGGUGGAACGACCCUGAAGCGCGAAGUUGGUACAAAAGACUCGUUGAAGCUAGCCCAACUGCGUCAAGUCCCCAUAUCACACGAAUCAGAGAUGCCGCGAGGGAAAACAAUAUCGAAGUCGUCCUUGGAUUCAAUGAACGAGCUCGAGAGACUGGUGGGACUAUUUACAAUAGUGUCGCCAUAAUUGGGCGAGAUGGUUCUCUUCGUGGUAUUCAUCGCAAGCUCACCCCGACGCACGCUGAGAGACUUGUCUGGGCAAAUGGCGAUGCGCAAGGUCUCAAAGCCUAUGAUACUAGCUUUGGAAGGAUCGGUGCAGCGGUUUGCUGGGAACACUUCCAUCCUCUCAUCAGACACGCUCUGCAUACAGAAGAUGAACAGAUCCAUAUCGCGCUGUGGCCUGACAUGCCCUCGGCACAUCAAAUUGCUUCUCGACAAUAUGCCUUUGAAGGAAGAUGCUUUGUUGUCGCCGCAGCUUCGUACCUCGACAAAGAAUCUGUGCCGCCAGAGUUGUUGGAGGCAUACGUCAAGGGAGCUGGCUCAGCAGAUCUCUUCACGGGCGGCUCGGGUGUGAUUGGGCCGGAUGGGGAGUACAUUUCUGGUCCUGUGUAUGGUCCCGAGCCGUUGAUUGUGGACAUAAAUAUCGGGCUGACUAUUGCUUAUAAGCAUGAUCUUGAUGUAGCAGGCCAUUAUGGCAGACCAGAUAUCUUUAAGCUGUCGAUUAAUAGGGAGGGCGAUAGAAGAUGA